Messenger RNA from Raphanus sativus (radish), 2354 nucleotides. Its product is annotated as subtilisin-like protease SBT3.13. The coding region runs from base 17 to 2332 and encodes 771 amino acids. Gene Ontology annotation, molecular function: serine-type endopeptidase activity. Gene Ontology annotation, biological process: proteolysis. The transcript is spliced from 10 exons. The record is from RefSeq and is a predicted model, not a curated record. NCBI's taxonomy places the organism in Eukaryota, Viridiplantae, Streptophyta, Magnoliopsida, Brassicales, Brassicaceae.
CUUCUCACUUAAGAAAAUGGAGAAGAACUCUUUACAAAGUUACAAACUUGUGCCUCUAUUGACAUUUUCUUUGGCUCUAUUUCUUACCACGGAACUAAGUCUUCUUACACCUGCAAGAGCCCUAGACAACAACAGCAAGGUUUAUAUAGUUUAUCUUGGCGAAAGAGUACAUGAUGACCCCGAACUUGUUACAGCCUCUCAUCAUCAAAUGCUUGAAUCACUUCUUCAGAGCAAAGAAGACGCACAUAACUCAAUGAUCUACAGCUAUCGACAUGGAUUCUCCGGUUUUGCAGCACUUCUUACAUCUACACAAGCAAAUAAAAUCUCAGACCAUCCAGAAGUAAUCCAUGUUAUACCAAACCGGAUUCACAAACUGCAAACCACAAGAACUUGGGAUCUCCUUGGCCUCUCUCCAACUCCAACUUCUUUUUCUUCUUCAUCUUCUAUAAAAGGUCUUCUUCAUGACACCAACAUGGGCAGUGAAGCUAUCAUAGGAGUUAUGGAUACUGGAAUAUGGCCAGAGUCAAAGAUAUUCAACGAUCAAGGCCUUGGACCUAUACCUGAGCGUUGGAGAGGAAAAUGUGAAUCAGGAGAACAGUUUAACGCCACAACUCAUUGCAACAACAAGCUAAUAGGAGCUAAGUACUACGUAGACGGACUACUGGCCGAGAUGGGAGAAACAUUCAAAACAAUAACAGUCAGAGAAUUCAAAUCCAACAGGGAUGCACUUGGUCACGGCACACAUACAUCCACAAUAGCAGCUGGCUCAUUCGUCGCCAACGUGAGCUUCUAUGGUCUAGCCCGAGGUAUGGUCCGAGGUGGUGCUCCUCGGGCACGCAUAGCCUCUUACAAGGUAUGUUGGAACGCAAUGCAAAAAGACGGAACAGGACCCGAUGGAAGCUGCUCAAUUGCUGACAUGUGGAAGGCUUAUGAUGAUGCUAUACACGAUGGGGUCGAUGUUUUGUCUGUAUCUAUUUCCGGGGAUCUUCCAGAGGACACCGAGGUGGAUAAGCUCGAUUUUGUCGGGGCCUUUCAUGCAGUAUCUAAAGGGAUUCCGGUCGUGUCUUCGGCUAGUAAUGAAGGUCCUAAGGCUCAGACUGUUGCUAAUGCUGCUCCUUGGCUCUUGACCGUGGCUGCAACCACUCUUGACCGGUCUUUUCCUACAAAGAUCACACUUGGCAAUAAACAAACUCUCUUCGGUGAGUCUCUGUUCACUGGACCGGAGAUUUCAGCCGGUUUAGCUUACUGGGAUUCAGAGAGUGAUGAUAGUGUUGAUGUCAAGGGGAGAAUAGUUCUUGUUUUCGAUUUCGAUACUAUCUAUCAGGUUGCAAAGAAAGGUGUAGCAGGAGUCAUAUGUGUCGAACAUCCUGAUGACAUUGUUGAUCGAUGCCAUGCUUUUCCUUGCAUUUACACUGAUUACGAGCUUGGAACCGACAUUUUGCAAUACAUACGUACCACCAGGUCGCCCACAGCGAGAAUCAGUGGAGCUACGACAUUAACUGGCCUGCCAGCGACAACAAAGGUUGCUGCAUUCUCAUCUAGAGGGCCUAACUCGGUAUCACCAGCCAUACUUAAGCCUGAUAUAGCAGCUCCUGGUGUGAGCAUCCUCGCAGCAUUAAGUCCCCUUGAUCCUAGUGGACACAAUGGAUUUGGACUCGCCUCAGGGACAUCCAUGUCGACUCCGGUUGUUUCUGGUAUCAUAGCUCUCCUAAAGUCUCUACACCCUGAUUGGUCUCCUGCUGCAUUUAGAUCAGCUUUGGUCACAACAGCUUGGAGGACAAGUCCAUCUGGAGAACCCAUUUUUGCUGAAGGAUCAAACAAGAAGCUCGCUGAUCCAUUUGACUAUGGAGGAGGACUUGUAAACCCUGGAAGAGCCGCAUACCCCGGACUUAUCUACGAUAUGGGGAUCGAAGAUUACAUCAACUACAUGUGUUCCAAAGGUUACAACGACUCCUCAAUCUCUCGUGUCCUCGGUAAAAAGACUAAGUGUCCAACUCCUAAGCCAUCAAUCCUUGAUAUCAACUUGCCGUCAAUCACAAUCCCAAACCUUGAGGAAGAAGUCACACUCACAAGAACUGUAACCAAUGUUGGACCCAUCAAGUCAGUCUACAAAGCUGUGAUCGAGUCUCCUCUCGGUAUAACUCUCGACGUCAACCCGACCACACUCGUGUUUAGCUCUGAAGAUAAGAAGGUGCUCUCUUUUACGGUGAAAGCUAAAACGAGUCAUAAAGUCAACACUGGUUACUUUUUUGGAAGCUUGACAUGGACUGAUGGUGUUCAUGAUGUUAAAAUCCCUGUCUCUGUUCAGACAAAGAUCAUGAUCAAACCUUAACAAAAAAAAAAACUCAAGACUA